Messenger RNA from Mangifera indica (mango), 591 nucleotides. RefSeq lists its product as uncharacterized. The record is from RefSeq and is a predicted model, not a curated record. The coding region runs from base 145 to 438 and encodes 97 amino acids. The transcript has a single exon. Lineage: Eukaryota; Viridiplantae; Streptophyta; Magnoliopsida; Sapindales; Anacardiaceae.
UGUUCAACCCAAUCACCACUUUUAUAUUCCCACGAAAAUAAAAUAGGCCACUUAUGUCACUUUGAAAGAUCUUCAUUUCUCUCUCUCUUUCUGUUCACGCUGCUUCUCUCAGUUUUCGACCCCAUCCGUUUCCAGGGAAUUAUCAUGGGUCCGCUCGUGUUGACUCAGUUGGCCACGGGGCUAAGCGUUUUGGCCGGGGCCGUUCUCGUCAAGUCGGUCAUGGACCAGAAACCCAUGGCCGGACAAUUUCCAAGGUGUCCUCGUUGCAACGGUACGGGCCGAGUCACGUGUAUGUGUACCCGGUGGUCCGACGGUGAUGUUGGCUGCCGAACUUGUUCCGGAUCGGGUCGCAUGGCGUGUAACAACUGUGGAGGGUCCGGUACCGGUCGACCCAUCCCGGUUCAGAUUCAGAUGCGGCCACCAAAGCGGCCGUCAUAAGUUCUUUGCUGGUCAUGUAAUGUAAGUAAUAUAUAGGUGGGUACUCAUAUUCAUAUUUCAUACUUUGAAAGAGAGAUGGGAUAUUAUUACGUUGUAAUUUGUAAUUACAUUACUUUGCUCAUCGUAUAAAAUGAGACAAGUCUUAUAAAUUUA